This is a messenger RNA of Engraulis encrasicolus (European anchovy), 8082 nucleotides long. RefSeq names its product sema domain, transmembrane domain (TM), and cytoplasmic domain, (semaphorin) 6A (gene sema6a). Gene Ontology annotation, biological process: axon guidance; neural crest cell migration; negative chemotaxis. Gene Ontology annotation, cellular component: plasma membrane. Lineage: Eukaryota; Metazoa; Chordata; Actinopteri; Clupeiformes; Engraulidae. Gene Ontology annotation, molecular function: chemorepellent activity; semaphorin receptor binding. The record is from RefSeq and is a predicted model, not a curated record. The transcript is spliced from 19 exons. The coding region runs from base 278 to 3409 and encodes 1043 amino acids.
GUGUUCGUAAGAAGCCUUCAUCUCCAAAUAGGAUGACCAGCCGAAUCGGUGGAGAAACUGUGCCUCGUUGUCGCGUAUGGUUUCGAACGACCCGUUGUUAGUUCCCUGGCGUUUGUUUGGUGCUGUUCAGUUGUUUCUAAGGAUAUUUAUAGGAAGCAAAGAAAGAAAAACACACCAACUGCUUUUCAAGUGGAUUUCCAAUGGAUAUUCCAAUCUGAGGAGGUGCGCGAAAGCACGGUAGGCGUAGACCAGUAGUCACGGAGCCUGCAGUGCCAGCAUGAUUCUGGAGGCCUGGCUGCUGUCCCUCACCUUCCUGCAGGUGACGGGAGCCGGCUUCCCGGAAGACACCGAGCCCAUAAGCAUCUCCCAUGGCAACUAUACGAGGCAAUAUCCUGUUUUUGUUGGCCAUAAACCGGGCAAAAACAGCACACAACGACAUAAACUGGACAUCCAGCUGAUUGUUAUCAUGAAUCGGACACUUUACAUUGCAGCAAGGGAUCACAUUUAUUCAGUGGAGGUGGACACAGCCAACAGUGAGGAGAUCUAUUUCAGCAAGAAACUCACCUGGAAGUCCAGGCAAGCGGAUGUGGACACCUGUCGGAUGAAAGGGAAGCACAAGGAUGAGUGUCACAACUUCAUCAAGGUGCUUCUGCAACAGAACGAAGACACGCUAUUUGUUUGCGGAACCAACGCGUUCAACCCUUCCUGCCGCACCUACACGAUGGAUGCCCUGGAUGCCCUUGGGGAGGAGAUUAGUGGGAUGGCGCGCUGCCCCUACGAUGCCAAGCAUGCCAACGUUGCCUUGUUUGCUGAUGGAAAGCUUUACUCAGCCACAGUGACGGACUUCUUGGCCAUUGAUGCUGUCAUCUAUCGUAGCCUAGGAGACAGCCCAACGCUGCGCACCGUCAAACACGACUCCAAAUGGCUUAAAGAGCCCUUCUUCGUUCAGGCGGUUGACUACGGAGACUUCAUCUACUUCUUCUUCCGGGAGAUUGCCAUGGAGUACAACAGCAUGGGGAAGGUGGUGUUUCCACGGGUGGCCAGGGUGUGUAAGAACGACCGCGGCGGCUCUCAGCGUGUUCUGGAGAAGCAGUGGACCUCCUUCCUGAAGACGCGUCUGAACUGCUCCAUCCCCGGCGACUCGCACUUCUACUUCAACAUCCUGCAGGCCGUCACCAACGUCGUCCACGUCAGCGGCCGGGAUGUAGUCAUGGCAACCUUCUCCACGCCGUACAACAGCAUCCCUGGCUCAGCAGUGUGUGUGUAUGACAUGGCGGAUGUGGCAGCUGCCUUCACCGGCCGCUUCAAAGAGCAGAAGUCUCCCGACUCCACCUGGACUCCUGUGCCGGAGGACAAGGUCCCCAAACCGAGACCGGGCUUUUGUGCUGACACACCUCUGACGGAGCGGUACAAGGUGUCCAACGAGUUCCCCGACGACACCCUGAACUUCAUCAAGAUGCACCCUCUUAUGGACGAGGCUGUGGCCUCCAUUGGCCAUCGGCCCUGGUUUCUGAAGACGAUGGUGCGGUAUCGGCUGACGCGUAUUGCGGUGGACAGCGCGGCCGGUCCCUAUGGUAACCAAACGGUGGUGUUCCUAGGCUCCGAGAGAGGCAUCAUCCUCAAGUUCCUGGCCAAGAUGACCAACGGCCUGCUCAACGACAGCCUCUUCCUGGAGGAGCUCAGCGUCUACAACCCUGAAAAGUGCAGUGUGGACGGCGUGGAGGACAAGCGCAUCAUCAGCAUGCAGAUUGACAGCAGCAGCCACUCGCUCUUCGUGGCCUUCACCUCCUGCGUCGUCAAGGUGCCGCUCUCACGCUGCCAGCGCCACGGGAAGUGCAAGAAAUCAUGCAUCGCCUCCAGGGAUCCGUAUUGUGGCUGGGUAUCUGACGGAGGUUGCAAGCCACUGAUGCUUAAUACAAAAUGGGCGUUUGAGCAGGACGUGGAGCAGGGAAACACAGAUGGACUGGGAGACUGCCAAAACUCUUUUGUGGCUCUGAAUGGCGGCCCCACCCUCCCCAUGCUCACCACCGCCCUGGCCCCCGCUGCCGGACCGCUGGGCCGAGGGGGGAUGGUCCGCGCGGCGCCGGCCGAGGAGGAGCUGGAUAAGACGGACCCCUACAUGGCCGUGGCCCCCUCUCAGACACAGCAGGACUCCAUUGGUGUGAUCCGCGAGAGCUACCAGAAGGAGCGCGACCAGAUGGUUCCCGUCACCCUGCUGGCCAUCGCCGUCAUCCUGGCCUUCGUCAUGGGCGCCGUCUUCUCUGGCCUGGUGGUGUACUGCGUGUGCGACCAGCGCCGACGCCACUUCGAGACCUCCUCUUCCUCCUCGUCCCGCCACGAGAAGGACCUGGCGCACUCGCGCCGCGGCUCCAUGAACAGCGUCACCAAGAUGACGGGCCUCUUCGAGACGGGCGGCGGUUCGGGCAAAGACCCGCGGGCGGCCGAGGCCAUCCUCACGCCGCUCAUGCACAACGGGCGCCUGGCCGGCAAGAUGCUCAUCAAGGCCGACCAGCACCUGGACCUGUCGGCCCUGCCCACGCCCGAGGCCACGCCCAUGCAGCCCCGGCGCAAGCCCAGCAGGGGGAGCCGUGAGUGGGAGCGCAACCAGAACCUGAUCAACGCCUGCGCCAAGGACCUCAGCGCACACGGCCUCGGCUCGCCCACAGUCAUCCCCACGGACCUGCCGCUGCGCUCCUCCCCCGGGCACAUCCCCAGCGUGGUGGUGCUGCCACUGCCGCUGCCCCAGCACCAGCUCCAGCUCCAGGCCUACGGGCACGAGUACGUGGAGCAGCCCGGUGGGGGGCACCGCGAGCUGGGCCCGAUGGACAUAGACCAGGGAGCCACGCUGGAGUACAAGACCAUGAAGAGCCCCCACAAUGGCAUCAUGCUGGUGGAGGACGACGACAGGGACGGCAGCGGUGGGGGCGGCGGCAUAGGCAGCAUGGGCGGCAUGGGCAUCCUGCAGCUGCCUCCUCGGGUGCCCCAGCGCGAGGCCUCCCUGGUGGUGUCCAUGCCCCCGGCGGUGCCUCAGAUGGGGAAGCGGGUGGAGGCGCACCACGGCCACGAGCACCACCGACGGGGCUACGGCCUCAAGACCUCCUCCACCGCCACCUCCGCUGCCGCCGCGGCGCUCAAGCGCAGCCACCACAACACCAACUCCUCCAACUCCUCGCACCUGUCCCGCCACCACAGCUUCUCGCAGCGCGCCGAGACCCCCCCGCCGGCGCCCCAGCGCGUGGACUCCAUCCUCAUGACGACGCUGUCGCAGGCGGCGGGAGGGAGCGCGUACGGGUCGCUGCCCCGCUGCGGAGCCAGGCUGUUCAAGCCCGACGUCCCCCCCAAACCCUCCCCGUCCUCUCUCUCCUCGUCGUCACGAGUCAAGUCGCCCAGUGGUGACUGCUACACAUAAGGGGACCACAGCCUGCUGUUAUACUCGUCCUCCUCCUCCACAUUCACCCUCCUCCUCCUUCUAUUCCUCCUCUUUCACUCCUGGACACUCCUCCUGAACGACUGCCCAACCUUGCAACACACUCCAGAGAAGAACAAAAUAAUUGAAAAAAAUAAUCAGAAAUAACAGCUGCAAAAAAAAAAAACAGGGAAACACAUGCCCUGUAACGAAACAUACUGACUUUUGUACAUUUUCUGUACAGUGAAAAAGCAGCACUUCUGUGAAACAAAAAGAGAUUGAAAAGAUUUCUAUAUAUAAAUAACAACACGUUGCAGGAAUGGGCUGGGUUCUGGCUCCCAUGGUUCUGGAAUGAGGAGCUGCUGGAGAAGAAGAAAAAAAUCAACAGAAACUUGAUUGACUGUCCUUAGUGUGUUGUCAUAACAACAGCAGAAGAACAAAGUCUGCUGGAGGAGACUCGGCCCCUUUAACAUUCACAUGGGGCUUCAUCAAGCUGAGGCCUGUGACGUUACCAGACUUCAGUUUGCGAGGGGUGACCAAGAUUUGGUUCGGGGAGGGGGGGGCUGGUCUGUCAGAAAAGAAAAAGCACAUGAGACACCAGACAAGAGGAGCAGUUGUAUAUUUGUGAAAGGGCACAGAUGCCCUCUUGAGCACUUGGGAUUUUAAAAAAUAAAUUCCGACUGACUGGAACAACAGCGUUUACACCGCAUAAAAACGAAACUUGCAAGAGAGAAGAAUAAUAAGUCUGAAUUGAACUGUGAAAAUUCACUUAAGUGUUACAGCCUACUGGGUGCAGCUAUCAAGGAGGUGGCGAUGAGGAUGGCCUCAAAAAUGUAGGAUUUCUUGACAAGGACAGUCUCAAAAAUCUCUACUCUACUGUACUGGUAACUCAAUAACACCUGACUGUUAAUACUAAUAGCUGGUUGUAUUUAUUUUUAAUAAGUGCUUUCAAAGAAAGACUUAAUCUUUUUAGGCUGAAGAAAUCUUUUUUAAUUAUUAUUUGAAUUAAUCAAUUGUAAAAUUAUUUAAAAAGUCAUUAAACUGGAGCCAGUACAGGUCUUUUUUUUUCAUUGUUUUUGAUGUAUAAUAAGAGGUUCACUAACAUUUUUUUGGCGCUUAAGAGAACUGGACGGUUAGUGACACUCUGAUUCCCCCACUUUGUUUGUGAGGGUGUAUAUUUAUUUACUUGUGCCAGAGACAAGACUAGUCAUGGAGCCUGUUUGCUCAGUGUUUUGGACAGAUAAACGAAUCAAUUUGAAAAAAAAAAAUAUUUAAAAACAAAUCUCAGAAACAAACUUACCCAAACGUCCUGUGAGGCCAAUAGAAAAGCAAGUUGUUUUGGCAUGGCACAGGUUCCUCAUCUUACCUGGGGGUUGAGUGAGCUGGCUUUCAUGUGACCACUGGCCUUUCUGUGCAUUGCAAGGCAAAAUGUGUUGCAUGUGAAAGUGCAAAGGAAAUUCUCCUCCUCCCCCACACUACCACUCUUCAGAUUCACACAUACAGAGAAACACAUUUACAGUGUGACUGCUUGAAUUCAUUGUCAUAAUGUUGAAAGCACUCAAGGUUUUUUGAUAUGGAUUAUUUUUCUGCUGUUGUAGUUAUUAUAUCAUACACCGCCCAUAACUCUCAACUCUUAUCUCGGUUCAGUCUGUGACAUCACUUCCUGUUUGUCUCCACGUGUAAAUUUGUGCCUUACACUCUCUGCGUAGUGAAGACUUUGAUUUGUUUUUUUCUUUUUGUAUUCCUGUCUUGUUUUGUCGGUCUAACCAUUUCCCUUGUAGAUUUCAUUGAUGACAAUUCCUUUGGGUUUUUUUUAAGAAAAGAAAAAGAAAAGUGAAAGAAUGUAGGUGUUCUUGUUAACUCUGGUCCUGUUUGAAUUAGAGUGGUGUGAUGGGGUUCAAGAGAAAGGGGGCGGGGGGGGGGAGACGGGGUUCUCACGGCCUCGUGUUUUUGCUCUGUGGUUUAUCUUUCUGAUUGUGCCAACGACAUCCAGUCAACUGUGUUUUUAUUUCAUUUUGGCCACUCAGUGUCAACACACUUUUUUUUAUUCAUUUAUAUUUUUCUAAUUGUGUCUGUGUGUGUGUGUGUGUGUGUGUUUUUAAACGUAACUCUGUAAGUUGCUGUUUUUUUUUACCUUCAAUUUUCCGACACUUUUAAAAGUUCUGUGUUACUUUUGGAGAGUCUCCCAGCCUUUGAAGUUGAAUGGUCCACUACAUUACAGUCAAAAAAAGGAGGACAAUUGCUGUAGAAAAUUUCUGUUGGACUUUAUUCUCCACAGUGACAUUAGUGAUUUGGCUGAGCAAGGGGAUCGUCGCUAGUCAUUUUAGACGCUGAAGAAUGAUGUGCAUUUUCAGUCUUUUCAAGUAACGAUUUCUUAUUCAAACAGCAUAAGAUUUACAUUGACAUUAAAGUUUAAGUGAAGUUUGGUUUUCCCUCUCCCUCCUCUGUACUGUAUAUCUUACAAUCACCACUCCCUCUCCUUUACAGCACAUCUUCAAUUUGUACAAGUAAUAUCCAAUUUCUAGACAGUUAAACACAGGCUGGUUCCUGUUCCAGGUUAUGGAGAUCAUAUUAAAGAGACAAUUGUAAAUCCCCCCCAUUUUGGAGAAGUAACCUUUCAGCUAUAUGUUUGUGGCCUAUGUAUUUGAAACUGAUUGUGUUUCAUCCUGUGAGUCGAGUCCUGAAGCUGUGUUGAUUGUGUUGACCACUUGUACUUCUCUUCACUUAUUGAAAGCCAGCACAUUGUUUAGUGGUGUUGAUUAUUAUAGUACAGUGUUGUAAAAGAAAAUCUCCAUGUCAUCAUCAUCCGUUACUCAACUACAUUUGUUUUUUAAGUCUUCAAAUUAUAAGUCUUUCACUCAGGUUGUGUCCAAAGUGUUCAUUCUUUCUCCGUGUAUACUGUACAGCGUACACAUUUGAAGGGUGCUCACAGAACCCACUGAUGAAUCAUGGAGGAACCUACAAGUUCUCGGAGGAAACUUAAGUGUUCUCUGAAGAAGCUACAACUUCUGGGGAGAACCUCAAGGUUUCUUAGAGAACCGUUCUGGGUUUUCUUUUGAUGAAAAGGUUCCUCGAAGAGCCUUUGGCUUCCUGGGCUCUCUGUGGAAUCAUCAAGAAACCCUUGGGGAACCAAUUUGUCACAUGCUUUACAGGUUCCUCUGAGAACUUAGGGGUAUACUAAGAAGCUGGUUCAGGAGUAACCCAGGUUAAGCCGUAAAUCAUCUAAUAGAAGAGCCUGAUGUCCUCCUGAACCAGCUUCAUAGUAAAGGCCCCUUGUUGGGCAAAAAAAAUGGCAAACUGUUCUUAAGGAAACUUCUGUUCUUUUUUUACAGUGUAGUGUAUAACAAAGGGUGUGAGUAACACUGUUCUGUUAACUUACUUGGUGCAGUAUGCUUUUGAACAAAUGAACAUUUUGGAUUUGACCUCGGCCUCUAAUGAAGCUGUAGGAUCUCCCUUUGUCAUUAGGCAUGCAUUAUGUGCGAGUGUAUGUGUCCACAAUUUUUUUUUAAAUGGUGUAUCAAAUACAUUAUUUCCAUCGGCUUUGUUGCAGUUUUGAACUACUGUACUGUGCAUUGAAGGCAUAUGUCUAUAAUAGCCCUGCGAUAAUAAACUGCAGCGUUUGUGAUGUAAGCAGCGUCUUACACAGCGUCUCAAUGUCAUGCAAUGUGAGUAAGCAUUUCCGAUCAAAUAAGUUCAGUGACUUUACAGUACAUUUUUAUGAAAUGAAAUAUGAAUGUACAGAGUCACUCGUGUCAUUUGCCUAGGUUUUGUAUUUUCAUUUUUGUUGCUCACAUUGAAAUGGAGGAGACUUAAAUGACAAGAUAAACACGUUCAUGGGUGUCUACAAAGAGUGUCCGAUUGAUUUUACAGUUGGUCACAUCGCCUGUAGUUAGGACACCGUGUUAAGAAGGAAUUCACUCUUUCCUCUAGGUCUGUAUAGUCUAGUCUCUUUUAGGCAGUGGCCUAAUUCCACCAUGGGGGGUGGCUGGUUUCUGUAGUCCAUAGUGCAGAGCUUUUCCAUUCUGCUUACAGUAUAGUGGGAGAGGAAGGCUAUUUAGUGGACCAGAGCUUUCUGUGCUGUGCCUUCGUAUGUCUCGCCCCGGCCCUCUCUAUGUUACACUGCUUAGAUGACCCCAGAGCUUCUUCAACGACACAUUUGUUAAACCCACAAAUUUGGGGCCACCAGAACUUUUCAGUCAUUGAAAUGCAGAGGUGAACAAACCAGCUUGAGAAACAUCCUGCCACUUAUUCCUCUGUUUGUGCUUCUAACACGGAUAAAAAAAAAAUAGCCCAUCUACCUGAAGGGUGUUAUUUAGGAUCAGCUGGUUCACUUAACUGACUUCAUCCAUAUGUGACAUGACUUAAGCUUUCCGAAUGUGGUAUGUCAGACUGUGGUGAAAUGCGAAGUAGCAAAGGCUCACAAUCAUAGCUGUUGUAUUUGUGAGUCUGUUCAAAACGGUGUGAAAGCUCCUGUUUCUCAAGUCAGUUCCACGCCUGUGUGAGAGAACCAUUGUUUCUUGUUCUCCAUUUUUUUUCUUAUUUCUGUUUGUUCUUUUUUUGUAAAAUUGUAAAAAAAAUAUUGUUGUCACCAGGUUUUUCUUGCCGUCCACUUCCUUAACAUAUGAUUCACAACUAAAUGUAUGAUGUAAAGAAAAGUCUUUAAUAAAUAAAAAGGU